Heterocephalus glaber (naked mole-rat) is the source of this 6911-nucleotide messenger RNA. The record is from RefSeq and is a predicted model, not a curated record. Lineage: Eukaryota; Metazoa; Chordata; Mammalia; Rodentia; Bathyergidae.
GCCGCCGCCGCCGCCGCUUCCUCCUCUGCAGCCGUUUGGCCGCUGCGUGACGCGUCGUUUCCUUCCAACAUGGCGGCCGGGGCAGGUCGGCGGUGAUGGAAGCCAGUCCGCGGCUGUGGUGGGUGCUAAUCCCCACAGUAGCCAGAGCAGCUCUGCUCUCGCUGGGCCUCUGAGUUGUCGCCGCCGCCUCCUCAGCCCUCAGAAGACGGUCGCCCGCGCCGGACUCCCUCGCCGCCACCAAGCCAGAGGGACAACCGGUGGGAGCUGCGGAUCGGACGAGCCGCCGCCUCCUCUGUGUCCAUGUAUGAAGGGAAGAAGACGAAGAACAUGUUUCUGACUCGGGCCCUGGAGAAGAUUUUGGCCGACAAGGAAGUGAAGAAGGCUCAUCACUCCCAGCUGCGCAAAGCUUGCGAGGUGGCGUUAGAGGAAAUAAAAGCUGAAACUGAAAAACAGAGUCCUCCUCAUGGAGAAGCAAAAGCUGGAUCAAGCACUUUGCCACCAGUGAAAUCAAAGACAAAUUUUAUUGAAGCAGACAAGUACUUCUUACCCUUUGAGUUGGCAUGCCAGUCCAAAUGUCCCCGAAUAGUUAGUACAUCUCUAGAUUGUUUACAGAAGCUUAUUGCUUAUGGGCACUUGACUGGCAAUGCGCCUGAUAGUACGACACCAGGCAAAAAAUUGAUUGAUAGAAUUAUUGAAACAAUAUGUGGCUGCUUCCAAGGUCCUCAAACAGAUGAAGGAGUUCAGUUGCAGAUAAUAAAGGCUUUACUUACUGCAGUAACUUCACAACACAUAGAAAUUCAUGAAGGAACUGUACUGCAAGCUGUGAGAACAUGUUAUAAUAUCUAUCUAGCAAGCAAAAAUCUCAUCAACCAGACAACAGCCAAAGCUACUCUUACUCAGAUGCUAAAUGUUAUCUUUGCACGCAUGGAAAACCAAGCAUUGCAGGAAGCCAAACAAAUGGAGAAAGAAAGGCACCGGCAGCAGCAGCAUCUGUUACAGUCUCCAGUAAGCCAUCAUGAGCCUGAAUCACCUCAACUUAGAUACUUGCCACCUCAGACUGUUGAUCAAAUGUCCGAAGAACAGGGAGACCUUGACCCCCAUACAAAUGAUGUGGAUAAAAGUCUUCAGGAUGACACAGAGCACGAAAAUGGAUCUGAUGUUUCCAGUGCUGAAAAUGAACAGACUGAAGCUGAUCAGGCAACUGCAGCUGAAAGUAAUCUUCUUAAGAAGGGGGUGCAGGCAUUAUCUAAAAAUGAUAUUUUGUAUGAUGGAGAAAACCAUGACUGUGAGGAAAAGCCACAAGACAUUAUACAGAGCAUUGUAGAAGAAAUGGUGAACAUCGUUGUUGGAGAUAUGGGAGAAGGGACUACUAUCAAUGCAAGUACAGAUGGCAACAUUGGAACUAUAGAAGAUGGUAGUGACAGUGAAAAUAUUCAAGCAAAUGGAAUUCCAGGAACACCAAUUUCUGUUGCAUAUACACCAUCCUUACCUGAUGACAGAUUAUCUGUUUCUUCCAAUGAUACUCAGGAAUCUGGAAAUUCUUCAGGACCUUCACCUGGUGCUAAGUUUUCCCACAUUUUACAAAAGGAUGCCUUUCUAGUAUUCAGGUCAUUGUGUAAACUAUCAAUGAAACCACUGUCAGAUGGACCACCAGAUCCAAAGUGUUCUUUAAAGAAAUUUUCCUAUAUAUUUUGGAAACUUCUACUAGCUCAUUUGAUCACAAAUGGAUGGUUAUUCAGACACUAACAAGGAUUUGUGCAGAUGCUCAGAGUGUAGUGGAUAUUUAUGUAAACUAUGACUGUGAUUUAAAUGCUGCAAAUAUAUUCGAAAGACUAGUAAAUGAUCUAUCAAAAAUUGCUCAAGGAAGGGGCAGUCAAGAACUUGGUAUGAGUAAUGUUCAGGAAUUGAGCUUGAGGAAGAAAGGUUUAGAAUGCUUAGUGUCAAUUUUGAAGUGUAUGGUUGAGUGGAGUAAGGAUCAAUAUGUGAAUCCCAACUCUCAGACGACUCUUGGUCAGGAGAAACCCUCAGACCAAGAGAUGAGUGAAAUCAAACACCCAGAGACAAUAAACAGAUACGGAAGUUUAAACUCCCUGGAGUCAACAUCAUCAUCAGGAAUAGGCAGCUACAGUACACAGAUGUCUGGGACUGAUAAUCCAGAACAAUUUGAGGUCCUAAAGCAACAAAAAGAAAUAAUAGAACAAGGGAUAGAUUUAUUUAAUAAGAAACCAAAGAGAGGAAUACAGUACCUCCAAGAACAAGGGAUGCUUGGCACCACACCUGAAGAUAUUGCCCAAUUCUUACAUCAAGAGGAAAGAUUAGACUCUACUCAAGUGGGUGAAUUCCUGGGUGAUAAUGAUAAAUUUAACAAAGAAGUCAUGUAUGCAUAUGUGGACCAACAUGACUUUUCAGGAAAAGACUUUGUUUCAGCCCUUCGCAUGUUUCUGGAAGGAUUUCGUCUUCCAGGAGAAGCUCAAAAAAUCGAUCGAUUAAUGGAAAAAUUUGCUGCAAGAUACCUAGAAUGCAAUCAAGGACAAACUCUUUUUGCCAGUGCAGAUACUGCUUAUGUUUUGGCUUACUCAAUUAUUAUGUUGACCACAGACCUUCACAGUCCACAGGUUAAAAACAAAAUGACAAAGGAACAGUACAUUAAAAUGAAUAGAGGUAUCAACGACAGUAAAGACCUCCCUGAAGAGUAUCUGUCAGCUAUCUAUAAUGAAAUAGCUGGUAAAAAGAUAUCAAUGAAAGAAACAAAAGAACUAACAAUCCCCACAAAAUCAAGUAAACAAAAUGUAGCUAGUGAAAAACAAAGAAGACUUCUAUAUAAUUUAGAGAUGGAACAGAUGGCCAAGACAGCCAAAGCUCUCAUGGAGGCCGUGAGCCACGUUCAGGCACCUUUUACAAGUGCAACACAUUUGGAGCAUGUGAGACCUAUGUUUAAGUUGGCUUGGACACCUUUUCUGGCUGCAUUCAGUGUGGGACUACAAGAUUGUGAUGAUACUGAAGUAGCCUCUCUUUGCCUGGAAGGGAUAAGAUGUGCAAUCAGAAUUGCAUGCAUUUUCAGCAUUCAGCUGGAAAGAGAUGCAUAUGUCCAGGCACUAGCAAGAUUUACCUUACUUACAGUAAGUUCUGGUAUUACUGAAAUGAAGCAAAAGAAUAUUGACACAAUAAAAACACUUAUCACCGUGGCUCAUACAGAUGGAAAUUAUUUAGGAAAUUCAUGGCACGAGAUUCUAAAGUGCAUCAGUCAGUUGGAGCUGGCACAACUUAUAGGAACUGGAGUGAAACCUCGAUACAUUUCGGGAACAGUGAGAGGGAGAGAAGGAUCUCUUACUGGGACGAAAGAACAGCCUCCUGAUGAAUUUGUGGGUCUGGGGCUAGUUGGAGGAAAUGUGGAUUGGAAGCAGAUUGCAAGUAUUCAGGAAUCCAUUGGAGAAACCAGUUCUCAAAGCGUUGUUGUUGCUGUAGAUAGAAUAUUUACAGGAUCUACAAGGCUAGAUGGAAAUGCUAUUGUGGAUUUUGUCCGUUGGCUCUGUGCUGUAUCUAUGGAUGAAUUGCUUUCUACUACACACCCAAGAAUGUUUAGUCUGCAAAAGAUAGUAGAAAUAUCAUACUACAACAUGGGAAGAAUAAGAUUGCAGUGGUCUCGGAUUUGGGAAGUUAUUGGAGAUCAUUUUAAUAAGGUUGGCUGUAAUCCUAAUGAAGAUGUAGCUAUUUUUGCAGUAGACUCCUUGAGGCAGUUGUCAAUGAAGUUUUUAGAGAAAGGGGAGCUUGCAAAUUUCAGAUUCCAGAAGGAUUUCUUAAGACCUUUUGAACAUAUAAUGAAACGGAACAGGUCUCCAACAAUUCGAGAUAUGGUUGUACGGUGUAUAGCACAGAUGGUUAAUUCUCAAGCUGCUAACAUUCGGUCUGGAUGGAAGAACAUUUUCUCUGUAUUUCAUCUAGCAGCAUCUGAUCAAGAUGAAAGCAUUGUGGAGCUUGCAUUUCAAACAACAGGGCACAUUGUCACCCUUGUAUUUGAAAAACACUUUCCAGCGACCAUUGAUUCUUUCCAGGAUGCAGUGAAGUGUUUGUCUGAAUUUGCGUGCAAUGCAGCUUUUCCUGACACAAGUAUGGAAGCAAUUCGACUUAUUCGCCAUUGUGCAAAAUAUGUGUCUGAUAGACCUCAGGCUUUCAAGGAAUACACAAGUGAUGAUAUGAAUGUGGCACCUGAAGAUAGAGUGUGGGUGAGAGGAUGGUUCCCAAUUCUCUUUGAGUUAUCCUGUAUCAUCAAUAGAUGCAAAUUAGAUGUAAGAACCAGGGGUUUAACAGUAAUGUUUGAAAUAAUGAAAACAUAUGGCCACACAUAUGAAAAGCACUGGUGGCAAGAUUUAUUUAGAAUUGUUUUUAGAAUCUUUGACAAUAUGAAAUUGCCAGAACAGCAGACAGAGAAAGCUGAAUGGAUGACAACAACUUGUAAUCAUGCACUUUAUGCAAUCUGUGAUGUAUUUACCCAGUAUUUAGAAGUUCUCAGUGAUGUACUUUUGGAUGAUAUUUUUGCCCAGCUAUACUGGUGUGUGCAGCAAGACAAUGAGCAGUUAGCACGAUCUGGUACAAAUUGCUUAGAAAAUGUUGUUAUUCUGAAUGGUGAAAAAUUUACCCUAGAAAUCUGGGAUAAAACUUGUAACUGCACACUGGAUAUCUUCAAAACCACAAUCCCACAUGCGCUCCUGACCUGGCGUCCUACUUCUGAAGAAAUAGCUCCUCCACCCCCAUCUCCUGUGAGUGAAAAACAGUUGGAUACAAUAUCACAGAAAUCUGUAGAUAUACAUGAUUCUUUUCAACCCAGAUCUGCAGAUAAUAGACAGCAAGUACCACUGGUUUCUGUCUCUACUGUGAAUGAAGAAGUCAGCAAACUUAAAUCUACUGCAAAAUUUCCAGAACAAAAAUUGUUUGCUGCCCUGUUGAUUAAAUGUGUUGUGCAGCUGGAACUCAUCCAGACCAUCGACAACAUUGUGUUCUUCCCAGCCACAAGUAAGAAGGAAGAUGCGGAAAACUUAGCUGCAGCCCAGAGAGAUGCAGUGGAUUUUGAUGUUAGAGUUGAUACUCAAGACCAAGGAAUGUACCGCUUUCUAACAUCACAACAACUUUUUAAACUACUGGACUGUUUAUUAGAAUCACAUAGAUUUGCAAAAGCAUUUAAUUCCAACAAUGAACAGAGGACUGCUCUGUGGAAAGCAGGAUUCAAGGGCAAGUCCAAGCCCAACCUCCUGAAGCAGGAGACAAGCAGCCUGGCCUGUGGACUGCGCAUUCUCUUCCGGAUGUACAUGGAUGAAAGUCGGGUUGGUGCAUGGGAUGAGGUCCAGCAGAGGCUUCUGAAUGUCUGCAGUGAAGCACUAAGUUACUUCCUUACUCUAACAUCAGAGAGUCAUCGGGAAGCCUGGACUAACUUAUUGCUGUUAUUUCUCACUAAAGUUCUAAAGAUCAGUGAUAAUAGGUUUAAAGCGCAUGCAUCAUUCUACUACCCUCUCUUAUGUGAAAUUAUGCAAUUUGACUUGAUUCCUGAACUUCGUGCUGUCCUCAGAAGAUUUUUUCUGCGAAUCGGAGUAGUUUUUCAGAUAUCACAACCACCUGACCAGGAACUUGGAAUAAACAAGCAAUGAUGGGAAUUAACAUUAUUCUGUUGGAGUUUACAUCUUUUGGCUCUUUAAAGGAACCUGAGAUCUAAAGGAGCUGAGGUUUCCUACCUGAAAAUCUGUUUCUCUGAAAGGCAGUAUCUGAAUGUUACUAGUAAAGAUGCUUACACCCAUAACUCAAGGUUGGAACACUCCAGUCCUUUUUAGUAAUCUGGUGAAUUCUUUGUAUCUAGUUGGGCUCAUGUUGAGCAGAAAGCCUGUGUAAACAGUGUCAGCUUAUGGUUAUGGGUCUUCUUUCUCUGGGGGCAGGGAGUGCCCACCUAUUUUUGGCAGGUGUGGGAGUGAAACUUACCCAAAGAACUAUACAUGUAAAAAUUGAACUUCUGUAAGAAGUACAACUCAGGAGAGCUGUAUUUUGAAGGAUAAAAUGUUUAUAAUUGGGGGGAUGGGGGUGGGAGAAGAAAUUAUUGUUCACGGUAAAAGAUAUUUAGCAACUAUGGUAUUCUGAAAAUUUUUGCACACUCAGGCUUAUCUGAGAUACUGGUAAUCAUCUUUCUGUGAAAAAUGUACAGAGAUGCAGGUCUGUAAUAUAAAAAUCUUAAACAUUAUAGUUUUUCCUGCACUGUUUUAUUUUAUUUUAUUUUCUUACCCACUUGCUAAACACCCAUAAUAUUUUGUCAAGUGCACUAAACAUUUGGGUUGUCUUUAUUUUGUGGGGAUUUUUAGUUUUGCUCUUUUUAGGGGUGGUAAUUUUGAGGGUUUAACAUGCCCAGAGGCUGUUGUGGCUGACACUUGUCAAGAUCAACAACAGGGGCCAGAAAAAAAGAAAAUACCCCUACUGACAAUAACUACCUGUAAUAUACUUAGGGCUUUUAAAGAUGAGCCAUUAAAAUAGAAUGAUCCUUCAUGGACCGAAACUUGAAUCACUGCAAAUGAAUCUAGGUUGCUGUCACUUCUUUUCUUUUGGGUGGCGGGGCUUGAUGUAGAUUUUAUUCUAUGUACAGAAUUUAAUGUUGAAUAUAUUAAAAUAACAUCUGGCAUGGCUUGGGGAGGUUAGAUUUACUGGAAAUGUAUUCAUACUGUGAAUUGUGCUCUGAUGGUUAAAAUGACAAGAUUGUCAAGCAUUCCGUAUUAACAGUGGAUGUAGAAAAUUUUUUCAGAUGGAUAAAAUGUAUAUGGUACAGAUGUAAAGUUUUCUAUGUAAAAAAUUCUGUACAACUUUCUGUACAAAUAUUGAUUCUCAUCUGGCAUAUUCUAAUCAGGUUAUAGAUCAAUAAAGUUUUUGAAUUAUUUCAUUAA